Messenger RNA from Pangasianodon hypophthalmus (striped catfish), 863 nucleotides. RefSeq names its product membrane-spanning 4-domains subfamily A member 15. The record is from RefSeq and is a predicted model, not a curated record. Gene Ontology annotation, cellular component: membrane. Lineage: Eukaryota; Metazoa; Chordata; Actinopteri; Siluriformes; Pangasiidae. Bases 72 to 617 code for a protein of 181 amino acids. The transcript is spliced from 7 exons.
GUCAAGAGAAGCAAAGCUGCAGCAGAGCAAAAAGCUUUUUAUUACCAGGAUCUAGGUGACUUUCCACGAGAAUGGCAUCUACUGUUAUAAAAGAAUGCCCAAAAGCACUGGGGACUGUCCAGAUAAUAAUUGGAGCCGUGGUAUUCUUGUUUGGUAUUGUUUUAAAGGCCGUUGCUGACUCUGUCAACAAUAUCAAUAGUGUCAACAGCAAUGUCAUGUACUGGGGAUCUAUUAGCUUUAUCAGCUCUGGUGCUCUGUCCGUUGCUUCCCUGGAUAACCGUUGUCCCCCUGUGGUGAAAGCCUCACUGGCUAUGAAUGUGAUCAGUGCUGUGACUGCAGUUGCAGCUGUCAGCAACUUCUCCACUGAUUUGUCGAAGUCCCCAGAAUCAGAGUGUUCACGUAUAUAUUAUCAGAGGGAAUUGGCAAUAGCUUACUGUAAAGUCUUUUGGAAACAUACUAUUGGAAACAGUAGAGUGCUUCAGGGUUUCUCCCUUCUCGAGUUCUUCGUCUCCAUUGCAACUUUUGUACUGACAUGGAUAACCAGAGGCUCCACUGAAACUACGUCUUCUGUCAGUCAAAUUGACAAUCCACCAGAGGAAAACCCCAACUCUCCUUAAUUCCUCUUCUGAGCUUUUUUACAUUUUGUGUGGUACGCUAAAACUUUUAUGACCUGAAGAAAGCUUGCUGAGGUACCAGAUUAAUCCUGACCUUUUCUCUUUUUUAUGAUUUUAUUAUGAUGAUGUCAUGAUGUAUUUUUCUGUGAUUCAGCUUGAGACUGAAUAAUGAAAAAUCCAUAUGUGUAUGCAUGUAAUCACUUACAUAUCAGAUUGUAUUGUACUUUUUGGAAUAAAAUAAAUAAAAUC